UGAGUAAAAUCACUAUACUUCUCCUCGUCCUUGUCCAUGUCCUUGUCCCGUUCCAUGAUCUAUCCUUCUAUAAAUACACCAACUCAGACUUCCAUUUCCAGCUGAUCACUUCUCACUUCUCUCUCUCUCUCUCACUUGAUCAUAUAGCUCACCAAAAGAGACAGAUUUCCAUUUGCAAAUAUCCAUGGCUCCAGCAGCAGCAGCAGCAUCUUCAGAUUCAAUUAAGCCUAGAGAUGUUUGCAUUGUUGGCAUUGCACGUACACCAAUGGGUGGAUUUCUAGGUUCUCUUUCAUCUUUACCUGCCACCAAGCUUGGAUCUAUAGCUAUUGAAGCGGCUCUUAAAAGAGCAAAUAUCGAUCCAUCACUUGUACAAGAAGUAAUCUUCGGCAACGUUCUCAGUGCAAAUUUAGGGCAGGCUCCUGCCAGACAAGCUGCAUUGGGUGCAGGAAUACCUAAUUCAGUGGUCGCUACCACUGUUAACAAAGUUUGUGCAUCAGGGAUGAAAGCAACAAUGCUUGCAGCACAGAGUAUCCAGUUGGGAAUCAAUGACGUUGUUGUGGCUGGUGGCAUGGAAAGCAUGUCCAAUGCUCCUAAGUACUUCGCAGAAGCAAGGAAGGGAUCUCGCUAUGGACAUGAUUCUCUUGUUGAUGGAAUGCUGAAAGAUGGUUUGUGGGAUGUCUAUAAUGAUUGUGCCAUGGGAACUUGUGCUGAACUAUGUGCAGAUAAACAUACAGUAACAAGGGAGGAGCAGGAUGACUUUGCUGUUCAGAGCUUUGAGCGCAGUAUUGCUGCCCAAAACAGUGGUGCCUUUGCAUGGGAAAUAGUUCCGGUUGAAGUUUCUGGGGGAAGGGGAAAACCAUCAACAACUGUUGACAAGGAUGAAGGUCUAGGAAGGUUUGAUGCUGCCAAAUUAAGGAAGCUCCGACCUAGUUUCAAGGAGAGUGGAGGUUCUGUCACUGCUGGCAAUGCUUCUAGUAUAAGUGAUGGUGCUGCCGCUUUAGUUUUGGUGAGUGGAGAGACGGUACUAAAGCUUGGAUUGGAAGUGAUUGCAAAGAUCAGUGGGUAUGCUGAUGCUGCUCAGGCUCCAGAAUUCUUUACAACAGCUCCUUCUCUAGCAAUUCCAAAAGCUAUUUCAAAUGCUGGCUUGGAGGCCUCUCAAAUUGAUUUUUAUGAAAUAAAUGAAGCCUUUGCUGUUGUGGCCCUUGCAAAUCAGAAACUGCUUGGACUUAAUCCUGAGAAAGUUAAUGUGCAUGGUGGAGCUGUAUCCUUGGGACAUCCUCUUGGUUGCAGUGGAGCUCGUAUCUUGGUCACACUAUUGGGGGUACUGAAGCAGAAAAAUGGGAAAUACGGUGUUGGUGGUGUUUGCAAUGGAGGAGGUGGUGCAUCUGCUCUUGUUUUAGAGCUUGUGUAGACCUUAUUUCAUUUUAGAUACAAGUCGGGAGUUACAUGAUCGUUUGUGUUAUGCGCUUCAAGCAAGAUAUGAAAUCAGGAUACUCUGGGGAGAAAGUCAAAAUUGUUGUAUUUUAUGCAAUUUUAAUCCCUUUUCUUUUAAAUUUUAGCCUUCUCUGUAAUAAAUGACAAGUGUAUUUAGCAUUCAAAGGAAUGUAUUUCUAAUACUGUUCUCUCUC
Quercus robur (English oak) is the source of this 1628-nucleotide messenger RNA. Its product is annotated as acetyl-CoA acetyltransferase, cytosolic 1. Lineage: Eukaryota; Viridiplantae; Streptophyta; Magnoliopsida; Fagales; Fagaceae. The record is from RefSeq and is a predicted model, not a curated record. Bases 185 to 1411 code for a protein of 408 amino acids. The transcript is spliced from 15 exons. Gene Ontology annotation, molecular function: acetyl-CoA C-acetyltransferase activity. Gene Ontology annotation, biological process: fatty acid beta-oxidation.